Messenger RNA from Stegostoma tigrinum, 1700 nucleotides. It is a transcript of the gene ctbs, whose product is annotated as chitobiase, di-N-acetyl-. Gene Ontology annotation, biological process: carbohydrate metabolic process; chitin catabolic process. Lineage: Eukaryota; Metazoa; Chordata; Chondrichthyes; Orectolobiformes; Stegostomatidae. Gene Ontology annotation, cellular component: extracellular region. Bases 26 to 1135 code for a protein of 369 amino acids. The record is from RefSeq and is a predicted model, not a curated record. The transcript is spliced from 7 exons. Gene Ontology annotation, molecular function: chitinase activity; chitin binding.
CUUCCGGCGGCGGUGGGCGGGAACCAUGGCUGGGCAGCGGGAGGGAGAGCUGUGUGUUCGAGUCCUGGCCCUGGCCCUGGCCGCGAUCUUCGCCCUCGGGGCUCGGGCCGAUGACUGUCCGUGCGCCGACAACGCCCUGUGCCGCCCGGUGUCCGGAGACAAGUCGUUCGAGCUCUUGGUCUUUGAUGUUGGUGGUACAGAUUGGACCCAUUAUGACUUUUCUAGGGUCACAACUAUUGCAGCCUUUGGAAUCUAUGACCCUCAGCUUAUAUGUCAUGCUCACGCACAUAAUGUUCGUGUCGUCCUGAAAGGAGAUGUGCCAAUUAAGAACAUAUUAGACCGUACCCAGCGAAAGAAUUGGAUCAGUGAUAAAGUCCAGUUGGCAAAACAGCAGUUUAUGGACGGGAUUAACCUGGAUCUGGAGGAUCCUGUUGAAUUGAAGUCAGAAGGAUAUUACGCUUUAACGCAACUGGUUAAUGAAACCACCCAAGCCUUCCAUCGUGACAUACCAGGGUCUAAGGUCACAUUUGACGUGGCUUGGAAGCCAGGAUGCGUAGAUGGCAGGUGCUAUGAUUAUGCAGCAAUUGCAGCUUCUUGUGACUUUAUAUUUGUGAUGUCGUAUGAUAUGCAGAGUCAAAUUUGGGAUGAUUGCAUUGCAAAGGCAAAUGCACCAUAUAAUCAGACAUUAUUGGGUUACACAGACUAUCUCAACCUGGGCAUUCCUGCUACAAAAAUUGUGAUGGGAGUUCCGUGGUAUGGUUAUGACUAUCCUUGCUUACAACUGCUUGAGGGUGACCGAUGUAUGAUCCGAAGCAUUCCUUUCAGAGGUGCACCUUGCAGCGAUUUAGCUGCACCUCAAGUCCCAUAUGAUGUUCUCAUGCAGCUGCUGCCCAGAUCAAUCACUGGCAGGUUUUGGGAUGAUGUUCAGAAAACCCCUUAUUUUAUCUACAUGGUCAACGAUACAUACCAUCAGGUCUGGUAUGAUGAUCCACAGAGCAUUUCAAUGAAGGCAGCUAUCAUCAAUAAACUGAAUCUCCAUGGCAUAGGCAUGUGGAAUGCAAAUCUCUUAAACUAUGAUGAUCCUAAAGCAGCAGUACAAACUAAAGAAAUGUGGAAUGCAUUGAUCCCUCACUAAAGCUGGCACUCUUGUUCAGAGUGUUUUUACUCCAAAAUGCAAUUAAUUAGCAACUGCAACUAAACAUCGCGAGCGUUGAACCAUUGCCUCUCAAUAUUAGAAAUUGAACUAACAGAUUUAUGGAGCAGAUAAGAAAUGAUUCUAAUAUUUUUAUUAAUGAGAAGCGCACAGGCGAUGUGCAAAAUCUUAAUGUUUACAGAGUGCACAGACUCUGCGUCAGCCACCAGAAUGACAGUACAAAUUAAACAUUGAACCACUACUAAAUACCUGUUCUAGGAAACAGUUCAGCUUUUCUGCUAGUUGGAAAUUACAUACAACGUACGUAUGUGUUGUCUGUUUUGUUGUUUAAUUUUGCACAAUCUUUGAUUUUAUUUUGCAGUCAUUAUCAUUUUGAGCUUCCUAACUUUUCAUUAUCUGUGUGGAGGUUAUGAAUAGAUCAGCAAAAAGUCAUUUUUGCUGUUACUAAUUUUCAGUGAAUUUUGCAAGGCACUACAACUAUUUGAUGUUUAAUCUUCUGAAAUGAUUUAUAAUUUCCUAUUCCUGAAAGAUACUUUAGCUUUUCUAC